AUGGAGAGUUUAUUUACGAAGGGCUGGUUUAACAAAUGUGAACAUGAGUGGGCGAAAAGUUUGACGGAUGUGCCCGACCUAGACAGUGAGAAAUUAAAACAUUAUUUAAUCGAAAGCAGGGACAAAUCUUUCGACAGGGACAGUGUUCGCGCCUACAAGUCGUUGAAGGCUUUCAAAUAUUUUGAGGAGGGAUUCGUCCAAAAGUUGCUUUAUGCCAAGUUUUUAGACGGUGAAAAGGAACUAUAUUUGAUCAGUUCACGUGUGCUGGCUUCGUACCAGGGGAAGUCGUACCAGACGUAUGUUGCGCUGGACAGACUGACCACCAUCCCAGUUGGGGGAGCCUGUGAAUGUGUUGCUGGAUUGGAUGAAGCAUGCCGCCAUAUUGGCGCGGUGCUAUUUGCAGUUGAGGAUUUUGUUGCGAAGGGCCUAAACAAGUUGUCUUGCACAGAUGAGAUCUGCAAAUGGAACGCUCCAUCCAGGCAAAAUGUUGAGCCAACCAGUAUUCACAACAUCAGAAUUGUAAAACAGGAACAUGGCAAAGUUCUUAAGGCACGAGAGACGUUUGACUGCUCUGGAUACGAUCCAAGGAACCCAGAUGACAGAGUUGUUGACGUGGAUAGGAAGAAGACACUGACUGAAAUCUUGAAGAGACAUAAUAGCACAUGCAACUUCCUUCGGUAUGCAGAUGCAACAAAUACACUCACUCAGAAGUCAGAAGUUUCCAUUGACAAUAGUGAAGACAUUCCAUUGAUAAAUUGCUGUCCUCCAUCAUUGGAUGAAAUUAACACUGCAUGUUCUAUCUUCAAAAAUAAGCUUUGUGUAAGUGAUGAAGAGAGGCAUAAGCUUGAGCGACAAACAAUAGGUCAGUCUGACAGUAAGAAGUGGAAGGAUGCCAGGCGUUAUCGAUUGACUACUUCAAACUUCCAUAUAAUUUUCAGACGAAAAGCAAAAACCAGCCCAAAAGCCACUGUAGAUUCCUUGUUGUAUAAGCAGACCAAACAGACAAGUGCCAUGGCAUUUGGUUUGCAGCAAGAGGAUUUGGCUGCAAAGCGGUAUUGUAAGAAAACUGGUGCCAAGGUUGUUAAGAAGGGCCUCGUGGUGGACAGUGAGUACCCUUAUCUGGGGGCCUCUGUGGACAGGGUUAAUGUUUCAGAAAACAAAAUCGUUGAAAUAAAGAACCCUUCAUCAACUUGGGGAAUGACAAUGGCCGAGGCUGCAAAGAAACUGAAGUGUCUCAAGCACAAUGAGAAUGAUGACAUAGUUCUGAAUCCAAGUCAUGAAUAUUACACGCAGAUCCAGGGCCAGAUGGGUAUUCUUGGAAUCCCUAAAUGUGACUUUGUUAUCUGCACAAAGGAGGAUAUUCUGAUUCAUGAAGUUACAUUUGACUGCAUAUUCUGGGAAGAUUGUAAAAGAAAGUUUGUUACAUUCUAUGAAAAUAUUAUGGUCCCAGAAGUUGUCUUCCCCAAAUGA
This is a messenger RNA of Mya arenaria, 1470 nucleotides long. RefSeq lists its product as uncharacterized. Gene Ontology annotation, molecular function: zinc ion binding. The coding region runs from base 1 to 1470 and encodes 489 amino acids. The record is from RefSeq and is a predicted model, not a curated record. Lineage: Eukaryota; Metazoa; Mollusca; Bivalvia; Myida; Myidae. The transcript has 3 exons.